AUGCUGGGCGCUCAUCGGCAUGUGUUCCACCGUGUAACGGCGGAGAUUGACCAUGCUCUCCCAGCCUACGUCCAGGCCCUGCGCGACGAGGAGUAUGACGACCUCCAUGGAAACGUUUGCUCCAGUUGGGAAAGCGCAGACUGGUCCGAUGUGACCUACCGCUUCGAAAGGUUCGCAUACUACUGCUGUGACCAUGGAUAUCUCGCGGACGCAUCCAACAUCGAUACGCUGGCGAUGUGGGCCCGCAGGAUGUGGAUCCUCGCUGCGCAUGAUAUCGAUGGCGUUGACGCUUCCCUAUGGCAGGAUGUGGGCUCCCAGGAGGUGUUAGAUGAGCUGUCUCACAUAAUGAAAUCGCAAAAAAGGCUUACAAUGAAGUUCCGUAUCCGGUUGCUACGUUGUGUCUCGUAUGUGCUCCACUCGAUACUGCAUGUACUACCAUCGAUCUGGGAGGUAGACAGUUAUGAGUGCCGCGCUGAGAUGGAAGCGCGAUUCAAUUUCAUCACUAUCGAUGUCUUGCUGAAGUUAUUCGAGCAUUACAUCGCGGAGAAGCCGAUUUACACAACCAGCAACGUCAGGAAGGUGUGGAUUGCCGCUGUCGUUCGCAUUGCAGGUUGCAUGCGGCGCCUUUGGGUACACAGGGACGAUGUAGGCAUCGAGUUGGUGUAUAAAGUCAUCGGUAAUGUCGAUGAACUGGAGCUGCGUACCAAAGAAAUAUUCUUCAAGUUCAGGCUGAUACUGUUGAUGUGCCCUAGCGCCACCUUGUACAGGUUUCUGAUGGACGGCACUUUGUUUAAAUGGUGGAAUUUGGUGCCUGAGGGUACCGUUAAUUCGUGGAACUCCGUGAUGCUCCUUUUUAUUAUGCGCGCCAUCAAGUUCGCCUGGGCCACCGGGAAACCCUACCUGACCGACGAUAUUACGACGAACUUGCCGUACAUAUUCCACGUCUUCAAUUCAAAUCUAGGCAUUCCCAACUCGUUCAACACAAACAGGACGAGAGAAUCAAUCCCGGGCGAAUACACGGUGCUGUUGCUGCAUCCGUUGUACACUUGCAAGAUUUUAGGCCAGCUACUAGCGUAUCUUGUGUGCUCCAUUAGUGAGCAGGGAGAACCAGUGGUGCCUUUUGCAACGGAUUUUAUGGAUUAUUUGUCUUCGUCAGUGAGUGUAAUGUACCCAUAUACCCAUCCCUCAAAUGGUGGCAGGUGGUCCGCUAACCUUGCGAACUUCGUAAAGCACUUCGUUUUGACCUACACGGUUCGAGUUGGUCGUGAGCGCGGAUCUCCCAAAGUCGUCGCUUCCACCGUUGGUACCGUUAACGGCGAUGCUAGGUUCCGUCUCACACGGGCUAACGACGUGGCCAUAGUGGACUUGUUUUUCUCCAUGGCCCGGCAGGGAAUUUAUUGCAAGAAUGUCACCCUUGCGCCAUAUUAUGAGGACGCAAUAAAGCGGCUCUGCACUCUGGUACCUGACAGGACGCUAAGUGAGCUCGUAGACCACCUGAUCAUGUCGACCGAGACUCUCACGGAACCUCAUCGGAUAUUGAGUUGCUUGCGUAUAUUCGGGCAGCUGACACCGACGAUAUUGACCUAUACUCCACUCGCACUGCUGCCCAUCCUCGACGCCUGCGUUAAGGGAAUUGACGCAGCGGACCUAUUCAAAACCGGCCAAGCACUGACGCUGGUGAACAUCAUCUUCUCCCACAUGCCUUGCCGCGACCUGUCCGACAUCGAGAUUAGCAAGCAGGACAAGGUGGAUCUGAUUCGGGCGGUAUAUAUGCGCGCACCAGCGGAAACCAGCGGCGACGUUGACAUGACCCUGCAGGUUGCGCCAGUGCAAUGCACCGCCGUGGACCUCAACAACUCCGUGUUCGACGUCGCUAGUCCUUUGGUCGCUCCAAUAGGUGAGGAUAACGUCUUUUCGCGAGAGUUUGUCGUGCUUCGAACCACCAAAAAUAUGGGCGAGGCGGUGGCUGCCCUAGAUAAUGUGCUGAACCAGCGCAAGUGCAUAUCGCAGAAUCUACCGGGGUGGUGCCAGGACUGGUUCGAAGCCGUGUUAAGGCUGUCGGAGAACUCAUCAAGACCCGAUGCCGACAGAGAAUCGAUGAUGGAUGCAGUUGAGAUGGGCACUUUUGUGCUGUUGCGUUCGGCGUUGGCCAACAUUUUAUCGCAAACUGACACCAACACCUUUGCGUGCAUCUGCGAAACUUUCGUGCGAUGGGUGUGUGACAACUCCUUCCGCGAAAAUGCGCUGAAGUACAUGGUUACCAUAGCCACCGCUCUCAGCCACUCCAACAGCAAAAUGGCGAUGGAGAUGGUUUUCGACAAAUUGUUCGAUAAGUUCUCUCGCGAGGUAGGAAGCUCAUAUGCAUCCUUAAGUGAAGACCAAUUGGCGUGGUACAUCGGCUGCUUCUCCGGCCUAGUGCGCCGUGCCAACGUUGAGUUGCUGUCGCGGCUGCCCAAGCUGAGAUGCAUCUUGAAAGCGGGUCUUUCCCACACAUCAAAGAAGGUUUUCAAAGGUGCAUCAAAGUUGUUACAACGCUGCGUAGAAAGCUUGACUGGCGUGUACUUCACGGAUGUAAAGUGCGCCAACAACUUCAAGGACGAUUUGAGUCGUGGGUUGCUUUUGUGGGACAUUCCUUGGUUUGCACGCGAUGCCGACUUUAGUAACGGGAAAUGUGACAUCACUGGCACCCUUGGCGUGCAAUGGCAUAUCGCAACAGCGCAGGAAAUGGAAUGCGCCGUCGAGCUUUGCUGGUGUUUCGUUGAUCUGAUGGUGCGCUUGACGGAAGGUACCGUUGACAUGGCAGGCCCUGCUAAACCCUCCGGCGCCGUGCCCUUAGAGAUGGAGAUUGAUCCCUCAUGCACCCUAUACGUCAAGAUGAACCGCGCCUGCAUGCUCGCCAAGCGGUUAUUGCGCAGCUUGAAUCAGUUCAGCGUUGAUGAUCGUCCCGUGCGUACCAAAGGACUGCUAACGGUGACGCCUGUUGAGCGCCCUGAGAUACUAGAAGUUCAAAAGUUCGUAGAGCGAUUCAUUCUGGCUGUGCUAUCGAAGUUCGGCGGCAUAGAGUCGACCAAUGAUCUGGUGGUUGCGAACAUCUACACUAAACUCCUGAAAACGGCGGGGGAGUACAUGUGCCGCUGUGUACAACAACACGACGGUGAUUCGUUCGAAAACCUCUCCGUGGUUGCUUCAAUGAAGAAUGAAUGCCACAUAGGAACCACGGUGACGGCUGCUCGUGCAAUGUUUUCCUGGACGUCAUCGUACCACGGGCUCCACAGAGAAGGUCACUGGCAGGAUGCGCCUCGUGUUGCGUGGCUGUUAAUGGUGCACGAACGUUUCCAUAGUCGGCUGAAUAUCCGUAAGCUUGAUCACGACUGCGUGGGACCUCGUAAGGAACUCUUGAACAUGAUAUUGCAGUGUGCCACAUCCCAAUUCAAGGACCUGGCUUUCCACGGCCGCAAUAUGAUAAAGCCGCUAAUUUCACUCCACCGACGCGUGAGAUCACACGUUGCCCACUAUGUGUUGGAUCAAGGCAUGGCGGUAUAUCCCACAUCGGCUGACGGUUCGGAUCGUGCAAUCAAUGCUUUGAGCAACAUCUCGGAUAGUUUAAUACACUCACUUUUGAAGCACUUUGGAUCCUCCGAGAGCGCUUUCGAUAAGUUCUGCAGGUUCAUCUGCUCCGCGGUUAUGACAGUUCCGAACAAGGAUUCUUUGAUGGUCAAGUUCGACAACCGUUUUGUUGAUGUGCUCAAGAACCGCGAAGUUAUGACCCCUAGUGAAAUAACGGCGGGAACCAUGAACUUCAUCUUGGACUCCCUCUUAGACACCAGCUCGAAGCAGGCUCCCGCUGCCAGUCACUGGCGCUUCCAGCUUUACGCGACGUCGCUUCUGGUCUGCUUCAACAACUUGAUCCCCAAUGAGAGCCGUGGCCGGUACAUCUCGUGGUUGAUGGAGGCGGUGGACCGCACAGUGAAACAACCAUGUGUCGUUACUGUAGCUCUGCACGGGAUUUAUCGACUCCUGGGCGACACUCCCACGUCUGGCAAUUUACCCCCGGAGUUGUUUGACCACAAGUUUGCCGAGACCCUGAUGAGGGCAAUAUGCGUGGCUAACCACGAGGAUCUCACGGACGACAACACGGCAACAUUAGUGCGGUUGAACAAAAUUGUCACAAGUGUGAUCAAGCUAAACCGCACAUGGCCCCGUAGCCGUAUGGCUCUCAAUUCUGGGUCAUUUUCGCUGCAGAACUUCUACCUGAUGUACUGGUAUUUCUCUGCGAUGCUGGAUGCGGGUAAAGCGGACACCAUAGUGCAAUGCAAGGAGUUUUUGACCGGGCUUGCGAGCAGCUCGCCAAUUAUGCGUGAUGAUCAUUGCGCAUUCGCCGAAAUCACCACUGCGUUGAUGAAGGCAUCGCUCCGUACCGAACGAUCGGUUCGUGAAAAGAUCUGGGAAGUUUUGCAUCCGGUGAUCAAGAUAGAUUUGGAGACGAUUGCGCAGGAUCGCAUUGUGGAUUUCAUGGACGGUUUGCGCCUCGCGCUUGAGGACUAUGACCUUUACGGCGAUGCAUGCAUACCCAUAAUAAACGUGGGAAUAAAUUUCCGCGCCCCUCUGAAAAUGGACGCCCUGCAGUCGUGCGACUUGGCCUCUGACAACACCACAAGUCCGCGUAUUGUCAAGCAGCUCAAACUGUAUCGGGCACUGCUCCAGCAGCUGACAACGAAACAUAGGGGCAUAUUCGAAAUCCUGUGCGACGCCAUUUUGAACGAGGAUAUCAUUUGCAACAGCUCGCUGCAAAUCGUAGACGAGGUGGGAUACCUCUGCUCGUUUAUGGCAGGCCUGUGCCGCAUGUACGGCGAGUUGCACGAGUUCAAGCAGCUGGUGCACUCUAGCAUAUCGCAAUUGGUCGCCAAGGUCGACGCAAACGGUUCCGGCGAAGGCACAGAUGAUAUGCCGAUCAAGGGAUUGUUGUCGGUUAUCAACAUGCUGUACUCCUCAUCCGUGCCACUGCAGGACCUGGGCCACCCAUACACUCCUCAGUUUUUGUCGUUUUGCCUGAACCAUAGAAACCACUCCAACACGGUGGUUGGCGAUAUCGCCACUCGCGCUGUGAGCGAGAUCGCAUUGUCGUCGUACCACCACGAGAAGGACCUGUCCGCUGUGGACGCUGUGGUAUCCGUCCUGGAUAACGUUUGCAAAGCCCAGUCGUACAACACAAAGGAGUACACCAUAAACGUUGCAAAGACGCUGCAGCGAAACAUGUGCAUGUAUCUGCGGCGAACAAAUGUGGUGAACGUGCUGCUGGAGAUGUACAUUUCGGCGCUACAGCACCGACAAGCGCGGGAUGCCGCUCGUGAUGCGCUAACGUACAUAGUUCUGUCGUCAGGCGAUCAUCUCUACAUCGAGUUGACGGAGCGCUUCUACAGCCUAAUCAAGGAAAACCAUGACGAAACGGCGAGCGCCGGCGUCUUUGGCCUGGCAGCACUCAUCGGAACUGCGCCGUAUCAUGUGCCCAAGUGGAUGCCGUAUACGCUGACCAGACUGGCUAGUUGCGGGGCUUCGCGUUUCCCAGACAUCGUGAGGCGUGUUGUCCAGACGACACUGCAAGACUUCUUCAAGUCUCACAUGGACGCCUGGAAUCAGGUCCACGUCCACAAGUUCACCCCCGAACAGCUCGAUGUGCUGGAGAUGUACAAGGGCUGCCCGGCUUACUUUAACUAA
Messenger RNA from Babesia ovata, 5715 nucleotides. Its product is annotated as very large low complexity protein. The transcript has 4 exons. Gene Ontology annotation, cellular component: cytosol; nucleus. Gene Ontology annotation, biological process: proteasomal ubiquitin-independent protein catabolic process. The record is from RefSeq and is a predicted model, not a curated record. Gene Ontology annotation, molecular function: peptidase activator activity; proteasome binding. The coding region runs from base 1 to 5715 and encodes 1904 amino acids. Lineage: Eukaryota; Apicomplexa; Aconoidasida; Piroplasmida; Babesiidae.